Messenger RNA from Macrobrachium nipponense, 435 nucleotides. RefSeq lists its product as uncharacterized. Bases 1 to 435 code for a protein of 144 amino acids. Lineage: Eukaryota; Metazoa; Arthropoda; Malacostraca; Decapoda; Palaemonidae. The record is from RefSeq and is a predicted model, not a curated record. The transcript has a single exon.
AUGGUCGACAGGAACGCCAUUAGCAGACUCAAAACAGCACAUCCCCUACAGGGGGAUGUGCCAUUAACAACACCUGUCGACUGUAGCAAAGUGAGAUGGCGGACUUGGAGAACUCAAGUCGAGAAUGGGAGCUUACCAAUGGCCCCCUGCGUAGUUCCUCGAUGCCCCGAUCCAUGCCCUUGUGAGCCGCUGCCACAUCACCUGAGCCCCACUCCAUCAAACUGCCACCCUUUUUCGCCCCAUGGACAUCAGAACACUCCCUCCUUGGAGCAGACUUCCAGCCCAGCACGGGCUCCUAGUGAAUGUAGCCCACCAACACCUCCUGGACAUGGAAACCUGCCUCUCUUGCCCCCUCACCACAGGCCCCAGGGCUCCUGCCAUCUGCUCCCCCGCAAGUACGGCUCCCUCUUUCAGGAGUUCCCGGAUGUCUUCUGA